CCACCUGAUUUAGUUUCAAUUUGGUGUUUAAUAUUUAUACAGUUGUGUGUAUUUCGGUAUUAAAAGAUAAUUUCUAUUCUUCUAACACCUUUUUAAAAAGACAGAAUGCCAGCGGAUCCAUCGGAAGAAGUGGCCCCUCCUCAGGUCCCCAAGACCGAGCUGGAAGAGCUGCAAAUUAAUGCGCAAGGAGUAGCCGAUGAGUCCCUGGAAAGUACGCGACGUAUGCUUGCUCUGUGUGAGGAGAGCAAGGAGGCAGGGAUACGAACACUUGUAGCCCUUGAUGAUCAAGGAGAACAACUGGAUCGUAUUGAAGAAGGAAUGGAUCAAAUUAAUGCCGAUAUGAGGGAAGCAGAAAAAAAUUUAAGUGGAAUGGAAAAAUGUUGCGGCAUUUGCGUUCUCCCGUGCAAUAAAAGUCAAUCAUUCAAAGAAGAUGAUGGGACAUGGAAAGGCAAUGAUGAUGGAAAAGUUGUAAAUAAUCAACCACAAAGAGUGAUGGAUGAUAGAAAUGGCAUGAUGGCUCAAGCGGGUUAUAUCGGCAGGAUAACAAAUGAUGCUAGAGAAGAUGAAAUGGAAGAAAAUAUGGGCCAGGUAAACACUAUGAUAGGCAACCUCCGCAACAUGGCAUUGGAUAUGGGUUCUGAGCUGGAAAAUCAAAAUCGUCAAAUUGAUAGAAUUAACAGGAAGGGUGAAUCUAAUGAAGCGCGGAUAGCAGUUGCUAAUCAAAGGGCACAUCAACUGUUAAAGUAAAAAGAUUAUGCGAUACAUACACAUUUCAAUAUUUUCUGAUUUGUACGUGUGCAACCAAGGCUUUUGUCCAUGAUUUCAGCCCCCUAUGUGCUCCAAAAAGUUAUAUAAAACUGAAGAUCUUUUGAAAAAACAAACACAGUAUUUGCAGAACCUUUUAAAAGUUUUUAAGUUGUUCAGAUAUAUGACGCGAUUUAUUUUUUAUUGGAUAUGUCAAAUCAAAAUAUUAUAGGAACUGUUUAUUUUUAAGGUACACAGAAUCAUCAGAAUUGUGAAACCACUGUUUGAAAAAUAACAAUAUUUCAUGUUUUAGUCCAAAGUAUCCAAUAGUGUUUUGAGAUGCGUAUUAUUUAGUAGUGUAAAGUUAUCCAAAUUAUUUAAAUUUUGUUAUGCAUCUCCAAGGGAUGUAAUAAUUUGAACUUUAAGUGCUCGCUUUAGACGAGUCGAUAUAGCCAGUUCCCUUAGUUCUUAUAAAGAUGGCGUUCUUUGAUAAAACGCUGUCUUACGUUUGUUCAUACAAUACCGAGUAUACACAUCGCGUUGAUCACCCUUAAGAAAGUUUUUUAAUAAAUGUUUAAAAAAUAAUAAUAAAUAAAUAAAUAUUGCCAUUCAGUAGCUUAUAUCCCAAAUUUUGCAUAUCAUGGUAUCCAAAUAUUUUCCAGUGUAUUUAUUUUUUGUCUUACCAUAAUUAGUCCCAAAUUUUCAGUGGUUUUGUAGUAGAGACACCUAUAUAAAAUAUGUAUAUGUACAUAAAUUAAAUUACAUGGGAUAGUAGCGCCGCAAACCACCGUUAGCCCUUGCAAUUAGAACGGUCCUAAUGGUUUUUAGUUUAACUUGCAUUAAAAAAUUUAGAUUUCGAGUAAAAGAGAUUGUUCCGUUGAAAAGUGUGUAAAAGGUAGAAGGAAGCGUUGCUAACCCGUUAGGUCGUAAGUGAAGAUCUGCUGAGCAGAUCUGGCCAUUCAGAAUUUUGAGAUAUCAUAUAGAUAUUAUAUCGACUAUCGUCGAUCCGACUCACUUCUACCUAUAUACACUAUAAAUAGCAAAUAUCAUUAUAAAAUAGUUAUAAUUUACUUAUUUAAAAGUAGUAGUUAGUGUAAGGUAUCCGUUGUUUUAUUUAACAUUUUAAAAAUAUACUUUAAUCACAUUGAUUGAAAAUGUAUGUACAGGUUAAGUUAAAUGUAAUUCUUUAUUAAAAAUUUAAUGUUUUCAUGGCUUUAUCCACCAGGCACUACAUAAAACAUGGAGUAUUUGUUAAAACUAAACGCUUACUGAGUGGUCAUAAACAUAAAAAUUUUCCUUACUACAUAGUCGCUUACAUAAUUCAUAAGUUACGUUCAUGUAAAAGCACAAGAAAAUCGUAUUAUUAACUUUCUUUAUCAACGUUUCAGACGAAGAUGUUAUUAAAAAUUUAAAAAUAAAACAUACCUCUAACAUACAUAUAAAAUAAUUAACAUACUUCUGUAGUCCGGUUUUAUUAACAUUUUUUGCUCACUUUAAAAUGUUACUAAAUCCUGUGAAAUUAAAUAAAUGAUUGGUCUAUGCAAGUUAUUUUCAAA
This is a messenger RNA of Drosophila santomea, 2300 nucleotides long. RefSeq names its product synaptosomal-associated protein 25 (gene Snap25). Gene Ontology annotation, biological process: exocytosis; synaptic vesicle fusion to presynaptic active zone membrane; synaptic vesicle priming. Bases 106 to 747 code for a protein of 213 amino acids. The transcript has 8 exons. Lineage: Eukaryota; Metazoa; Arthropoda; Insecta; Diptera; Drosophilidae. Gene Ontology annotation, molecular function: syntaxin binding; SNAP receptor activity. The record is from RefSeq and is a predicted model, not a curated record. Gene Ontology annotation, cellular component: SNARE complex; plasma membrane.